AUUGAGCUCACUCGAGUUUCACUUUCCACACGCCAUGGGUUACUGGUCGGAGACGCGGGCCUGGCUCUUCCGUGAUCCAGCCAAGCUCAUCCGCUACUUGGUUCUCUUCAUCUGCUGCAUUGUGGUCAUUGUCCAGUUGUACGAUUGCUUCGCCAAGCUCUACAAUCCACCCAUAUCCACUCACUCCUACUACAGCCUAAACGAAACCAUCGAAAUGCCCGCGGUCACCAUAUGUCGGGAACCGCCCUAUAAGGAGGAGGUGCUAACGCGCCUUUCCGGCGGUGCCUGUCCACAUCCAAAAUAUGCAACCUGCUGGAUGAAAUAUCCGUUUGGAGAAAUAUCCCUGGAUGAGUUCUUUGAAAAUAGCACACAUGAUUCGGGUGACACUUUUGUAUUUUACGGUCUAAACGAGGACAGAAACAAUGUGGUCAUGAACAGCAGUCUACACUUUUACAUGGGUCGGUGCUACACGCUUAGACCCAAGGAAUCCGCGAAGAGAGUAUCAAAGGCUGUAGGUUACUCCAUAAUGCUAGAACAUUCUAUAUUGACCACAUCCGUCAGCGAUGUGGACACAGGAAGUGUUGGGUGGCAUGUCUUCAUACACGAUAAGAAAGAGAAUUUUACAGAAAUCAAUAUGAAGGGUUCUGGUCGAGUGGAGUAUGUCUUUGUCAGUGUGAAUGAGGAAAUCGAGAUCAAGCUUCAAACCCAAUACUUCUCCAAUGUUCAGACGCGAGAAGAGGCGUGUUCCAAUGAUGAGGAUUACAGUGACUUAAAGUGUGGUGAACAAUGCAUCUGGCAGGAUUUGGCCGAUAAUAUGCAGUGUUCGGGACCUUGGAUGCAUGAGGUUGCAAGUGAGCCCUGCAAUGACUCCCUUUCCAUGAGGAAACUGAUAUCGGAUUAUAAGGAUGUCUAUGAAAAUGAGGAUGACUUUGACUGCGACUGUGUUCAGCCCUGCCAAUCGAGAAUAUACACAACCUUCAUUCAGAACAGAAAGGCUUUCAAUCAACCAGAGCCACGCACCCAAAUCUACAUAUACUAUACAACGAAACUGAUAUCGAUGAUUGAAGAGCGACCCAGCUAUGACACCACACAAUUUAUAGCCGAUGUGGGUGGUUCCCUUGGAUUUCUACUGGGCUUGUCUGUCCUGGGGUUGAUUGGAAUACUGGAACAUAUGACGCUCUUUUUCUGUGGCGGAUUCAUUAAGAAGAUGCAGCAGAAGGAGCAGGCGAAGUUAGAGGCAAACUCCGAGGAUGGUCAAUCCCAAACCAGCGACGAGACCAUCGAUAUAGAAAUUGCCUAUAAAAAGAAGGAGAAGCAACCCAAAUAUUGAGUCAAUAACCAAGCUGGCUUGGAUUUGCAAUAAGUGGGAAGUACAUAUAAAGAAAACUAUUCAAAAUACACUU
Molecule: messenger RNA, 1403 nt
Organism: Drosophila sechellia
Lineage: Eukaryota; Metazoa; Arthropoda; Insecta; Diptera; Drosophilidae
Gene: ppk17
Product: amiloride-sensitive sodium channel pickpocket 17
Exons: 8
Coding region: 35-1330 (431 amino acids)
Biological process (GO): sodium ion transmembrane transport
Cellular component (GO): plasma membrane
Molecular function (GO): ligand-gated sodium channel activity
Source: RefSeq, a predicted model, not a curated record